UGGUAAUUUUCAUCACCUCAAUCAUCCCCAAUCUUUCCUGCUUUUCUCUCACUUACAGCAAGAAUACAUAUUAGCUAGCUUAGCUCAGGACUCAGGAGGCGCUGUUUCCCAAAGAACCCAUCUGGCUUAGAAGUUAGAUCUCUUUCUUUCACGCUCACCGACGACCACUUCCACUUCAAAUUUCAAAACCCUAUGGAUUCUUCCCAUCCCAACUGGCUCGCCUUCUCGCUUUCCAACCAUCCUCUCUUUGAAGCCUUCAACUCCCCUACUUCCUCCAGUGGGGCGGUUAUUAGAGCUGAAGAAGAUAAUGGAAACAAUGGUGCAAGUGUGACUGCAGCAGCAGAUUUAUCAACAGUUCUCAACUGUUCUAGCCCCAAGCUUGAGGAUUUCUUGGGUGGUGGGUCUAAUGGUUCUUGUUCUUCUGCUGAUGUUUGUCAGUUUGGCGGGGGAAAUCAGACUUCAGCUUUGAUUAACGCGGACGUGUAUGAUUCGGAGCUUAAAUCAAUAGCGGCUAGCUUUUUACGUGGAUAUUCAACCGAGCAGGCUGAAUCCCAGAAGCAGUUGGCAGCUGUUCCACUGGCUCCUGAGCCGCCUGCGAAGAAGGCGGUCGAGACUUUUGGCCAACGUACGUCUAUUUUCAGAGGGGUUACUAGGCAUAGGUGGACCGGAAGAUAUGAAGCCCAUUUGUGGGAUAAUACUUGCAGAAGAGAAGGGCAAAGUCGCAAGGGAAGGCAAGUUUAUCUGGGUGGAUAUGACAAAGAAGAGAAAGCAGCUAGGGCUUAUGAUCUCGCCGCCCUUAAAUACUGGGGUCCGACCACCACCACAAAUUUUCCGGUGUCUAACUAUGAGAAGGAACUGGAGGAAAUGAAGCACAUGACUAGGCAAGAAUUUGUUGCUUCUCUUAGGAGGAAAAGUAGCGGGUUUUCUAGAGGGGCAUCAAUCUACAGAGGAGUCACUAGGCACCAUCAACAUGGACGUUGGCAAGCUAGAAUAGGAAGGGUUGCUGGCAACAAAGAUCUCUACCUUGGGACCUUCAGUACCCAGGAAGAAGCAGCAGAGGCUUAUGACAUUGCUGCAAUCAAAUUUAGAGGCCUGAACGCCGUGACAAAUUUCGACAUCAGCCGUUACGACGUAAAAAGCAUAGCAAGCAGCAAUCUCCCGGUUGGAGGAAUCAGCAACAAUAAAUCCAACAACAACAACAAGACAUCAUCAGAUUCUUUAUCUGAUAACAAGAGCGGUGACGGAAGCAACCGGUCAGAUGACCGAGACCACUCCUCAGCCACCUCGGUUUCCUUUGUUUCUCAGCCUUCAACAUCAGCUCUCGGCUUUGGUUUGCCCAUCAAACAAAACUCCCCAUCAACCUCCGAUUUUUGGUCUAGCCUCGGCUACCACAAUAAUAAUGUCACUGCCAAAAUCCCAACUCCUACAGCUAUCCCACUUUUCCAAAAUCCCAGUACCCCAAAUGGUACAACAUUGCAGUGUACAACACCCUCCUUCAACGUGGACUACCCAACUAAUAAUAAUAAUAAUGGCUACUUCAGUGGUGGAGGGUACUUUCAGCAGCAGCAUCAGCAGAGUAAUGUUCUUGGUGGUGGUGGUGGUGGUAAUGGUAAUGGUACAGGUACUAAUAGUUCAAGUCCAAGUGAACAAGUUCCAUUUGUGACAAGAAUUGCAUUAGGCAGCAGCAAUGGGACUGGCAGUACUUAUGAUGCUGCCAAUUUUGGUAAUUGGAUUUCGCCAACCCUUCAUUCAUUCCAACCUGCAAAGCCAAAUCUAUCAGUGUUCCAGACGCCAAUUUUUGGAAUGGAAUGAGCCCAUCAAAGAUUUAUUUAUGGAAAUGAAGGACGGGGAAAUUGAAAGGGGACAGACGGGGAGCAGAGAAGUGAAUGCUGUUUAUGAGUUUGCUUAACAUAAAAUGGUGGGUUGGUCAAAAGGGCUAGAAAAACUUUUACUUUUUGCAUGGGAUGGUAUAAUGGGACUGACAAUCAUUUCACAGCAAAGCAAAAACUAGCAGCGGAGUACUUGCUAACUGAAUCUUUUGUUUUGGUCUUUUCCCUUCUUUUGUUCUUUUUCUCCUUUACCUUUCUUUUCUUGUCCCGCUUUAGGACUGACAUGAUUAAUCACGGUAUAAUGGAAAAGAAAAAUCCUUUUGUAAUUAAUCCUUUGUCUGCUAGCUAGCUAGUUCCAAUCUUGUGAACAUCCUCCUUUUCAGCGUUUAUUUACUACAUUUUGUAGAUUAAACAUUGUAGCAAUGCUGUAUUAAUGUGCAGUGGUGGAGCCCUGUUCCUGUU
Messenger RNA from Coffea eugenioides, 2291 nucleotides. Its product is annotated as AP2-like ethylene-responsive transcription factor AIL5. Gene Ontology annotation, biological process: regulation of DNA-templated transcription. The transcript is spliced from 9 exons. Lineage: Eukaryota; Viridiplantae; Streptophyta; Magnoliopsida; Gentianales; Rubiaceae. The record is from RefSeq and is a predicted model, not a curated record. Bases 193 to 1812 code for a protein of 539 amino acids. Gene Ontology annotation, molecular function: DNA-binding transcription factor activity; DNA binding.